AACGUUUUCCAACACUCACACAACAACGCACAUGUGCAUUGCAGUAGCAUAAGGAAAACAAACUUAAUUAUGGUGCGAAAACUGAAAUACCAUGAGCAAAAAUUGCUCAAGAAGGUAGAUUUCAUCACAUGGAAAGUCGAUAACAGCAGUAAAGAGAAUAAAAUCCUACGCCGCUACCAUAUACAAAAGCGUGAGGACUACACAAAGUAUAACAAAUUGUCGCGGGAAGUUAGAGAACUCACUGAAAAAAUAGCCAGACUAGAUGGAACGGAUCCUUUCAAGGGAGAGGCAAUUGCAAUGCUUAUGAACAAACUGCAUGCGUUGGGUGUUGCCAACGAUCACAUCACCUUGGAGACCGCCAGCAAAAUGUCGGCAAGCAACUUUUGUCGUCGCCGCUUACCCGUCGUGAUGGUCAGACUGAGAAUGUCGGAGAGCCUUAAACAUGCCACCGACCUCGUCGAGCAGGGCCAUGUUCGUGUGGGUCCAGAAAUGGUUAAGGAUCCGGCCUUUCUAGUUUCCCGUAACUUGGAAGAUUUUGUCACCUGGGUAGAUGGCUCCAAAAUUAAAGAGCAUGUGCUUCGUUAUAAUGACAUGCGCGAUGAUUUCCAAAUGUAGACGACGAUUAUGUUUCAAUUAAACUCUUUUUUAGAUUUAUUAUAGAA
Molecule: messenger RNA, 662 nt
Organism: Drosophila montana
Lineage: Eukaryota; Metazoa; Arthropoda; Insecta; Diptera; Drosophilidae
Product: U3 small nucleolar ribonucleoprotein protein IMP3
Exons: 3
Coding region: 70-615 (181 amino acids)
Biological process (GO): ribosomal small subunit biogenesis; rRNA processing
Cellular component (GO): small ribosomal subunit; small-subunit processome; Mpp10 complex
Molecular function (GO): structural constituent of ribosome; snoRNA binding; rRNA binding
Source: RefSeq, a predicted model, not a curated record